UCAAACGAAUUAAAAUGUCUUUACAUCUGCUACUGCUGCUGAUUCCGUUUACAGUGCUCGCUGUACAAUAUUCCUCCAUCAUCAUCAGAGCUGGAGCUGAAGUCACUUUGCCUUGUGACAAUGUGAGAGAUGAUCAUGUGAACUGUGGAGCUACUGAGUGGCUCUUCAGUGAUAUACAGAGGAAUACAACAGUAAACCUGUUUGUAAACAGACAGCUCUCCACAUCUGAGAUUUCCAAAUCUAAAGCCGACAGACUACGUCUUGCUGCAAACUGUUCUCUGGUUAUUAGGGAGGUCACAGCUGAAGAUGCUGGUGAAUACGACUGCAGACAGUUUGACCGGACAGCACGAACAUAUGAGGGGCAUCUGCUUUAUAUCUCUGUUGUCAACGUGACUGAGCAGAAGAGAACUGAUGAGGUGACGUUGAGCUGCUCUGUGUCACCAUCUGUAACCUGCAGUGAAGUGAAGUGGCUGUUUAUGAAUAUGGAUGUGCAAGAAAACAACAAAGACCUGAAGACAUCACAGUCUUCCUGCUCGGCCAAUGUGAGCUUCUCAAAAUCCCAUUUUGAUCACAAGAUGAAAAACUAUAGCUCAUUAACAUGUGAAGUGGAUGAUGGUGACAAAGAGGAAAAGUUUUCCUUCAUCCCUCCGUCAUCAGGAAAGAACACAGAUUGGUGGUGGUACAUCGCUCUGGUUGUGGGUUUUGCCUCAAUCAUCCAGGGUGGUGAUGUUGCAGUGGCCUCCAGCACUGUGGAAGCUCCCUCCUCUUCUACUGGACCCUCAGCUGAUCCCAGCAGCCUCGAUGAGAACGUCACAAUCAUACCAUAG
Messenger RNA from Limanda limanda (common dab), 827 nucleotides. RefSeq lists its product as uncharacterized. Gene Ontology annotation, cellular component: membrane raft; external side of plasma membrane. Gene Ontology annotation, molecular function: protein tyrosine kinase binding; MHC class II protein binding. Gene Ontology annotation, biological process: positive regulation of ERK1 and ERK2 cascade; T cell activation; interleukin-15-mediated signaling pathway. The transcript is spliced from 5 exons. Lineage: Eukaryota; Metazoa; Chordata; Actinopteri; Pleuronectiformes; Pleuronectidae. The record is from RefSeq and is a predicted model, not a curated record. The coding region runs from base 15 to 827 and encodes 270 amino acids.